This is a messenger RNA of Exophiala dermatitidis NIH/UT8656, 3689 nucleotides long. RefSeq names its product L-asparaginase. The coding region runs from base 155 to 1180 and encodes 341 amino acids. The transcript has 6 exons. The record is from RefSeq and is a predicted model, not a curated record. Lineage: Eukaryota; Fungi; Ascomycota; Eurotiomycetes; Chaetothyriales; Herpotrichiellaceae.
AAUGCCUCGUUGCCCAAGGUUAUGUAAGUCUAUCAGCAAGGUUCAUGCAUUAACCCAAACUAUCAUUACGAGGCGCAUCUCGGUAUAAAAUGCUCAAAAGUCAACUCGGCUAACUGGAAACUAAAGUGUCUUUGGCCCGCUGUCAGCCACCUUAAUGUCAGCAUCCAACUGGAGUGCGGUAGACAACAUCAACUAUGGCAAGGGCGUUGGCCCAACCUUCCCGGAGCUCGUUGCAAAUGUAUCCGAGGUGUUACAGGUUGCCCAGCUGUCCUAUAUCGCCAUGUCAUCCCCUAGCGGCAGCUCAAACAUCAACUCGUCCACUUUCCUGAAUGUAUCGCAGAUCGCAAACAGGCUGCUCUGCGCGGAGGGUUCUGAUAUCGCUGGCGCCGUCAUGAUCCACGGCACGAACACGCUUGUGGAGACGGCCUUCGGCGUUGACCUGACCCUCCAGUGCGACAAACCCUUUAUCGUCACAGCUGCCAUGCGGCCCAACACGUACGUUUCGCCGGAUGGCCGUGCCAACUUCUACCAGGCAGUCGCCGCUGCCGUGUCCCCUGAUACUGUCGGCCGCGGUGGCCUGAUAGCCUUGAACGACCGCCUGACCAGCAUAUUUUACUCAACUAAGCUGGACGCCAACACGCCUGAUACUUUUAAAGCGCUUGAGCAGGGUAACGUCGGCGUCUUCCUGGCCGGCCAGCCGUACUACUACUUUGACGCUGCCUUGCCUACUGGCCGGCCCUACUUCGACAUCACCAACACGACGACUCUGCCAAGUGUAAUCACCCUCUACGGACACCAGGGCUUUGAUGCCUCUCUCAUGUACGCUGCAGUCGCCAACGGAGCAAAGGGCUUGGUCAUUCUCGGCGCCGGCGCGGCCUCGCUUAGCACUACGGCGACAACAGCCGCCGCUGAUCUGUAUGCGCAGGGCAUACCCGUUGUCGCCGCGCCGCGACCCAUCACCGGUGCUGGCGUACCAGGAAUUAGCCCCGGUACAGUGAUCAAAUCCGGCUAUGUCGGCGGCGAUCAGGCUCGCAUCAUGCUGCAGUUGGCUAUCAACGCCGGUUACAGUCUCGACCAGAUCCGCGACCUCUUCGAGGGCCCCUUGCGUAACGCCAUCUAUGGUCCUUAUGCUAACCAGCUUUUCUAUGGUCUCGUGCCCAACCCAGACGGUAUCUUCUAGAGAUACUGUAGACAUAAAUACGUAUAGAUCUUUAUGUUAUAUAUAAGGCAACAGCAGUCGUCCCAAGUUGAUACGAAAAGGGGAUGGCUUCCAUAGUGGGUCCCCUUCCACAACCUGCUGUUAAUAGAGUCAAAUUUUUAGUUUUCAUACCUGACUUACUGAGCCAUUGCUUGGCCGCGCGCUUCUACGUUUCAGUAAGCGCUUCGGAAAAUGUGCGCCUUGAUAUUCGUGACGGUGAUUAGUGGAAAGCGGAUGGGAUCCACUAGUCUGAUUCGUAGAGCAAUGGCCCGGAGCUUGUCAAGAUGGCGAAAGUCGUCGGGUGAUAUUGCCAAACCACUCUGGAUCACUUGGAUCCUCUAUGGAGCCAAGCACCUUUCGGAAUUAGAUGCUUCUGGGUGGACUUGAGCUUCUUUAUCCUGAAGAUACUAUUACUAUUCUCGCAGCAAGAUUGGGACCCAGUGGGCACCUGGGCCAGGCAAACGCAUUCAAGAGUUCAGCCGCUGCAGAAGAUGGCAUCAACACCUGUACAAAAUGCACCGAAACUCGGGAAGCCUUGCAUCACUAACGAAGCAAGCCACCGGAAUAUAGAUAUGAUCCCCUGGAUUGCUCUCACCCGGGGGCCAGACGAGGGUUCAUAUUGAUUAAAAAAGUCACCGGACAUUCUUGACUGUCUACUAUAUUUGUCAAUGAUACUCCAACACAAUUUGUCCAACACAAAGCUAAGAAAGUGGCAACGCAACCGGGCCCGCCAUGGUUGCGAGGGCCAGGUCAUAGUAAUUAUCAGGCAAUUGACUUGUGACCGCUGCAAACACCGCCCCAUUGAGUCCUUGUGGUACAUCCGCAACUCCCCUGCCUUGACCAACGAUCGACAAUACCGUAUACACCGGCACAUUCAGCUGGUUGGUCCAGCCGAAUAACCACUGUUUUCCCUGCUCCAAAACGAAAGGCAUCUGCAUCGGAUCCCACGAGAAUGCCAUUUCUGACGGAACCACGGUGGUGUUCGCAGCGGCAGCGGGGGUCGUGGUGGUAUUUUGAUAUGGUGCGAUGCUCGACGCUAUUCCCGUGGCCCCUGAGGAUCUGUUGUCAGCCGUAGUCGGGGCUGACACCGUUAACGUGGGCAGAAUUGGUAGUGGGAGUUCCGUUGGACACGAUCCAGGCACGAUAAAUGGAAGAGCCAAAUUGUAUGCCCAGAUACUGCUAAUCCCGGUGUCAAAUGGAGCUGGGUUAGGGACUCUGCCACCCACAUGGCGGAAGAAGGCGUCAUGGCGGGACUCGACUGUUGAUGUUGGAGCGUUGCUGUUUCCGCCAGGCCCUCCUGCGCAGCCAUCUGAUCAGCAGCCAGUAGCACACGAACGUGAGGCCGAUGCCGCCGACCACGCCACUCACAACCGCACCAACCAGGCCGGCCCGGGCGAAGGACGAUAUCUUGGUGGAUUUGGCGGGAACUGGGGUUGUAUCGGUGCAAAGUGUCUCCGUCAUUACAUAUGGUCCGUAUUGACGAGCCGAGGCGAGGUGAAAUGCUGGCGGUUUUGAAUCAUAGUUUGCGACGAGAUAAAUAUUCGAAAGGAAUGCGGAGCCUAGCAGACCGACUCCUGCACUAUCGCUUCCGUUAUUGCUGGAAGCCGUAGUAUGCCCUGCUGAGAUUGGAGAAUUGUUGGACACGUUGCGCAGCCAGUCUGAGUCGUAAGUCAUGUUGAAGCCACCUUCCAAUGAGAUUGUAAGUGUUGAAUCAGUGUUGUCUGGAAGCCGCAGAACGGGGUUGGCACCAUCGGCGGGCGUGGCGCCGGUUGCAUCGGCAAAUUUCUGUGUCACACUUCCAGGCCAGCUGAGCUGAUACUGACCCGUAGUAAUGUAUGCGUCGAAACUGGCAUCGAGCAGAUUCGUCUUCUUGCCAUCUGCAUCAGUGAGAGUCAUUUGGGCGACGGAGACCUUGAAAGGGCUAUGGCCUGCUUCAGCAGAUGCGGGCCCAAUUGUGAAAUUGUACACAUCUCCCUCCAACCGACCCGAGUCGUACCCGCCAAGCGUUAAAGAGCCGUUGAUUACGCCAUUGGCUGCUUCAUAUCCUGUCCCCAUGUACAAACCAAAAGACCGGGUGGCAAUCAGCUGUGCAUCGGACAGGUGGCGCAAGAGGGUACUUGAAGGACCCAAACCGACGAGCCCUGCCGGGCCAAACCAUGUCGUCCGAUUGGAGGAGUAGUUGGAGAGGACAGUGACAGGGAAAUCAUGGAUGUGAGUUACAUUUGGGGGAGAAGGGUCGAAGUAAUGCGUGAAGAGAUUGAAUGUGUCAAUCGCGGUUUCGACAAUUGUGGCUGGGAUGGACCCUAGCUCGUCGACCGACUGGUAAGAUGAGCCGGACGAGUAACUGUUGUUUCGACCUUGGUCAAUUCCAUGAGAGCUUUGUAUCAGGAGCAAAACUGGCUUACGUCUUGGACAAGUCUGGAGAAUAGAACCCAUGAUUUUGCGUUAGGCAGUCUCCAAAGGGACUGGUGCCGCAGUAGUCCAUAUUUCC